UCCGACACCAGCCCAAAAGUUCACAGAAGAAUAAACUUCUGGUCCCAGAGACCGACCCAGACUGGAUCCUGCACCGUUAUAAUGGGACACAUCGUUCGCGCAAUAGGGCAUGUCGGCAGGCCAGGGAUGGUCUUGACCCACCGCAAUGGGGGACAGCGAUGAUGAAUACGAUCGCAGGCGCAGGGACAAAUUCCGACGCGAGAGAAGUGACUACGAUCGCUCUCGAGAGCGAGAUGACCGACGCCGAGACGACUGGAGUGACAGGGAAUGGGACCGAGGCCGGGAGCGCCGGAGCAGAGGGGAAUACCGUGAUUAUGACCGGAGCAGACGGGAACGCUUCUCCCCCCCUCGUCACGAGCUGAGCCCGCCACAGAAACGCAUGAGACGGGAUUGGGAUGAGCACACAGCAGAUCCCUAUCACUCUGGCUAUGAGAUGCCUUACAGCGGGGUCUCCACGGGCCCAUCUUAUGGGCCUCCCCAGCCUUGGGCACACCCUGAAAUGCAUGUGACGCAGCACCACAUCCUCCCCAUCCAAGCCAGAUUGGGGAACAUUGCAGAGGUGGAUCUGGGCAUCGCUCCGCCCGUCAUGAAGAAUUUUAAGGAGUUCCUCCUCUCCUUGGAUGACUCCGUGGACGAGACGGAAGCCGUCAAGCGCUACAACGACUACAAGCUAGAUUUCCGCCGCCAGCAGAUGCAGAAUUUCUUCCUGGCCCACAAGGAUGAAGAGUGGUUCCGGUCCAAGUACCACCCGGAAGAAGCCGGACGGAGGAAGCAGGAGGCCCAGAACGCUCUCCAGAACCGGCUCAACGUCUUCCUCUACCUGAUGGACAACAGCUGGUUUGAGGGCCUGCAGCUGGACAUCGACAAGGCCAACGCCAUCAUCAAGGUCCUGGAUGCCGCUGUCAUCAAGAUGGAAGGCGGGACGGAGCACGAUUUGAAGGUCUUGGACCAGGAGGAGGAAGAGGAGCGUCCGGAGAAGGCUGAGCCUGGGAAGAAGGAGGAGAACCGGCUGCCGGAGCAGGAGCGGAAAGUAUCCGAGAAGGAGGAGAAGAAAGAGGAGGCCAAGAAGGCCAAGACUGCCGAGGAGGAAGCUGCGGAGGAGAAAGGCAAAAAAGAGGAAGAGGAGAAAAGGGGGGAGAAGAAAGAGGAGCCUGAGAAGGAGGCAAAGAAGACCACCCACAAGCACAAGCGGAAGCGCAGUGGGAACGACAGCUACGACGAGGGGAGCGUUUCAGAGUCCGACAGCGAUUCCGAGAGCGGGCGCCCCCAAGGAGAAGACAAAGACAAGAAGCCCAAGGAGGAGCCGGCCGGCCCAAAGGACGGGGAGGGGUCCCCCAAAGGCAAGGAGAAGGACGGGGAGCCCAAGCCUCGCGCUCUGCACAAGACCUGCUCCCUCUUCGUGCGCAACAUCGCCCCCAAUAUCCCCCAGGCUGAGAUCGUGGCGUUCUGCAAAAGGUACCCCGGCUUCAUGAGAGUGGCCCUUUCAGACCCUCAGCCGGAACGGAGGUUUUUCCGGAGGGGCUGGUUGACCUUCGACCGCACCGUCAACAUCAAGGAAAUUUGUUGGAAUCUCCAGAAUAUUCGGCUGCGAGACUGCGAGCUGAGCCCCGGCGUCAACCGGGACCUGACCCGCCGCGUGCGCAACAUCAACGGUAUCACGCAGCACAAGCAGAUCCUGCGCAACGACAUCAAGCUGGCGGCCAAGCUCAUCCACGCCAUGGACGACCGGACCCAGCUGUGGGGGGCCGGAGAGGCCCAGCUGCCCUCCGAAGUGUCGAACCUGCCCUCCCAGAACCCUAUCCUGAAGAACAUCACCGACUACCUGAUCGAGGAGGUCAGCGCGGAAGAGGAGGAGCUGCUGGGCCGAAGCGGGGAGCCAUCGGAAGAGACCCCCAAAGAGGGGAACCCGGCCGAGAUCACAGUGGAGAGGGACGAGAAGCUGGUGAAGGUCCUGGACAAGCUGCUGCUCUACCUGCGCAUCGUCCACUCGGUGGACUACUACAACACCUCCGAGUACCUCAACGAGGACGAGAUGCCCAACCGAUGCGGGAUCAUCCAUGUGCGGGGGCCCAUCCCCCCCAACCGUGUCACCCCCCGCGAAGUGGCCGAGUGGCAGAAGGCCUUCGAGGAUAAGCUGCUGCCCCUCUUCAGCAUCCGGGAGUCCCUGUCGGAAGAAGAAGCCCUCAAGAUGGGCAAGAAGGACCCCGAGCAGGAAGUGGAGAACUUCGUCACCUCCAACACCCUGGAGCUGGGCAAGGACAAGUGGCAGUGCCCGCUCAGCGGGAAGAAGUUCAAGGGCCCCGAGUUUGUGCGCAAGCACAUCUUCAACAAGCACGCCGAGAAGAUUGAGGAGGUGAAGAAGGAAGUGGCCUUCUUCAACAACUUCCUGAUGGACGCCAAGCGGCCGGCCCUGCCCGAGUUCAAGCUGAACCAGCCGCCCGUCCCCGGACAGGGCCUGGCACCAGGGUUGCCCUACCCACCGCAGGCCCCCCAGGGACUGAUGCCCUAUGGACAGCCACGCCCGCCCAUCCUGGGAUACGGAGGCGGUCCUCCGUACCCCCCGGCUCCCUAUGCCGCCGGGCGGGGCAACUACGACACCUUCCGAGGGCAGGCUGGAUACCUGAAUAAGCCACGGAACAGGAUGGUCCGAGGAGACCCCCGCGCCAUCGUAGAGUACCGGGACUUGGACGCACCUGAGGACGUCGACUUCUUCUGAGCCCCACCGCCUUGGCUUCACAUCCCCCCACCCCUCCUCCCUCGCUUUUUUUUUAAAACAACGCCGUCAUCCCGCUCGCCCCUCCCUGUGUGCGUGUGUGUGUGUGUGAAGCCAGGUCCGGAUCCGUGUCUUUGAGAUCCGUCCGCCAGUUUUACAUGUUUAGCUGUAUUUGGAUUUCAAUAAAAGCCUCUCCGUU
Molecule: messenger RNA, 2912 nt
Organism: Pantherophis guttatus
Lineage: Eukaryota; Metazoa; Chordata; Lepidosauria; Squamata; Colubridae
Gene: SRRT
Product: serrate, RNA effector molecule
Biological process (GO): mRNA processing; primary miRNA processing
Cellular component (GO): nuclear body
Molecular function (GO): nucleic acid binding
Source: RefSeq, a predicted model, not a curated record